This is a messenger RNA of Prorocentrum cordatum, 4642 nucleotides long. NCBI's taxonomy places the organism in Eukaryota, Dinophyceae, Prorocentrales, Prorocentraceae. The record is from the annotation of a GenBank genome assembly.
GCUGAUGGCUCGCGCGGGGGCCGAGACCCUCGACAUCUCCGAGAGCCAGGUGUGCAUCGCGUUCGACGACGACCCGAAUUUCAAAUGGCACCACAGGGUCUUAUUGGUUCCCUCGCCUACGCCGGGGCACUGGGUGGCCGCCACGCCCGACGCCGAGAUCUAUCUCCUGAAGCUGGACGAGUACCUGGUGGUCGCCCUUCCUCGGGCGGCCGCCUUCCCCCAGCGAGUCCGAGGCCAGGUCUACGCGUUCGGAGCCCUCUCGGAUGCCGACCUCUCCAACCUCCGUCGCGAUGGCCGGAACUUCGCGAAGGUGCUGGGCUUCCCUCUCCCCGCGGUGCAAGCGGGGGUCGACGUCCCGAGGUGGAUCGUCUCCGACCCUGCGAGCGACCACUUCGGGGAGGAGGUGAGCCUGGAGCUGAUCACCUCGGCGGAGCGCUUCAUCAGCCGCGACGCCAUCGCGCUGGUGAUGCUGUCGGAGGCCGAGGGCUGGGUCGCCGCCGAGAACGUCCAGCUCGCCGACGAGCCCGACUUGAAGGCGGAGAAGAGGCUGGUGGCCUUGCUGAAGAGCGUGGAGGUCGACGACUGGCCCUUCGAGGGCCCCAAGGCCCUGGUCGAGUUUCUGGCGGCCGUGGAGCUGAAGAACAUCGUCGAGGUCCUGCACCAUGCCCUGGUCUUCGACGCGCUGGACGUCUCGAACCUCGCCUCGUUCGAGCUCCUGAGCCGCCGGGGCCUCCAGAUUCAGAGGGCGGUCAAGCGUUGCCCUCGCCACCCCUCCUUCGAGGGCCUGGAGCUGAUGGUCUCGAGACGACUCGACGACUCGGGCGGGGCGGUCACAACCAAGUUCGAUGCCUGGGUCGCCGACCAGCAGAAGGCGAGGGGCACCGUGCUCAAGCAGGAGAGGAUGUACAGGGAGGAGGCCGACCACGAGGACAAGAAGUACCGCACCGAGCAGAGGGACGAGGCAAGGCCCCCGCGCCCCAAGGCCAAGCCGAAGGGCAAGGCGCAGCGUGCUGCCGCUGCUGAUCGUCGUUCGGCCUGUGCCAUCGAGACGAUCACGACCCUCAAUGGGAUGGCCGCCGCCUGUGCUGGGAGGGACGUCGUGCUUCGGCCCCCUCAGAGGACUGGGAGCGCCGACAUCGCUCAAGAGUCGGCGCUCAGACGCAUCCGCAGUCGGAUUGGUGCCUUCGGAGAUCGGCCCACGGACAUGGAUGGCGCUGGAGCCCUACAGGAGCUCCUCAAGACCAGGGACGUCUACGGCGGCCUCGACGCGUCCACGACCGUGGUCGGUUUUGAUCCGAGCCGCCUCAACAUCCUACGUAAGGAACAUUUUUCGACGCCGCUCGACGACGUGGCCCCCCAGAGCGUCAGGGAUGUGAUGGCCAACUUCGACUCGGCCGUCGUCCGCCCGCUCUCCGAGCUCACCGAGGACGAGCCGCUGGUGCAACCCUACUGGGGCCCGCAGCUCGACCCUCGCCGGCGCGGCACUCGCCCUGCGCUCGUGGCCUUUCUUCGUGCUCUGGCCCUACGGGGGCUCGUGGGUGCUCGGGCCCGUCGGAAGUCGUGCAUCUCCGCGUUCUUCGUGCGAAAGAAAAACGGGGAUCAGAGGAUGGUGCUGGGCGCUCGGCAGGCUAAUCAACUGCAGCGACUCCCGCCCAAGACCGUGCUGGCCUCAGGAGAGGCACUCGCGGCCAUCAACCUCGUGGGCGCCACCGACCUCGGCCCCGACGACCUGGACAUCGUGAUCAACGGGGGCGACCUGGUGGGCCGGCUCGGCUCCUGGAUGUGCUUCGACAUCGAGGUGUCCGCCGGCGAGCUGGGGUUGACUCAGCUGUGCGACGAGGACCUCGGCCGCUACGUCGACAUCAGCCCAGACUCUCGGGUCUGGCCCUGCUUCGAAGCCCUUCCCAUGGGAUGGUCCUGGGCCUUGUGGAUCUGCCAGGAGGUCCUGAUCGACACCAUGAGUGCCGUCUUCGGGGAGAAGGACUCCUGGUGCCUGGACAAGGGCAAGCCGCCCUCCCUGCUGAACGGGGGGGUCGCCCACGCUCCCUACGUCGACAACGCGAACCUCAUCUCCCUGGACGCCGCCCAGCUCGACCAGCGCCUCGGCGCCGUGACGGACGAGCUGGACAAGAGGGGGCUGCGCUGGCACGAGUUGCAGCAUGCCACCUUGUCUCAGGGUAUCCUCGGUCUCGAGUUCGACGGGCGGCACGGGCGCCUUCGCCACACCUCUCGGCGAGCCUGGCGCCUGUACCUUGGUUUACACGAGGUUCUACGCAGGCCGUGGCUGGCUCGCUGGCAGGUCAGGAGGUUGUUGGGGCACAUCGCGCACUACUUCAGCAUCAUGCGACCUGCCCUCAGUGUCCUGGGCGAGUGCUACGCCUACCUCGAGUCUGGCCCGAUGGAGGGCGUCUCGCGUUUGCCGCCCAGCGCGGUGACGGAGCUUCGCUGCGCCGCUGGCCUCGUGUUUCUUGGCCAGGUGGACCUGCGCCGACCCCCUGCGCCAGUGUCUUUUACCGCGGACAGCUCAAUGCUGGGCUGCGCCGUCUGCGAGGCCGAGCUCUUGGGGCACGAGGUCCUUGGCGUGUCGCGGUGGCGCGAGAGGCAGCGCUUCAAGGAGGUCGAGGUCUCGGGCGACCCCGACAGGGACGCCUACCUGGGCCGCGCUGCAGGGCUGGACGACGUCUCCGACCUGUACUACGACGAGCUCGGCGAUGCAGGCGCGGGCCGGCCCCGCCGACAGGCGCGAGCCCGCCGCCGUCGUCAGGAGAUGGAGGUGGGCCACCCCCCGCCCCCGCUGCCGCCCGAGCUGGUCGACCCGCAGCGGUGGGCCGAGGCUUUCCGCGGCGCCUGGCGCCAUCCAGGUCGCAUCCACAGCCUGGAGGCGCGGGCCUCGGUGAUCGGUCUGGGGGCUGCCGCCCGGCAGGCCAACUGCCAUGGGACCGAGCUCCUGAGCCUCUCUGACAACCUCUCCAGCGUGCAGUCUUUCGAGAAGGGCCGUGCCAGCAACCGAGAGCUCCUCGCCCAAAGUCGUCGUGCUGGCGCCCUGCAGCUGGGGGCCGAGAUCACCUGGCGAGUGCGACGCGUUCCAGGAUGUGUGAACGUUGCCGACUGGGGGAGCCGGGCCGCCGACCGCCGCGAGCUCCUGCCUGGCUGGAUCCGCGGUGCCGGCUUCAGGGCCUGCGCGCCGGCACCCAGCAGGUGCGCGCCCGUCCUGAGGCUCAGCGGCAGCUUGCCCGGCCCCGGGCCUGACGUGCCCGGGCCCUGCCCCGUCGCCAGCGUCGCCUUCGCGACUCGGCCUGCCUCGAGCCGCGUCUCCGAGCCGCCAGGGCUUGGGGAGAAACCUAUCGGUUGCACUGUCGGUGCUCCCAUCCUGUCCUUCCCAUCCUCCAUCGUGCUCUACUUCGUCGACACCAUUUACAGGUUAUCGUUCACAGAUCGGGCCAUCGAGCUCUACGUCGGGUCACUGGCCUCAUAUUGGGACUCCAACGGCAUCGGCUCAUCAGCGACCCCUGGCUGGGCCCCCCGCUUCCUCGUCUUCUUGGGCGUCGUGGGCCAGGCCAUCGGCAGCAACGCCAAGUCAGGGUCCCCAAACUGGGUCAUCAAGUUCUUCAGCUCCUCCUCGGGCUGGCAGCGGGCCUCGCAAGUGGUGCCCCUCGGGGUCUCCGUCUACGGCCCCGCGGGGCCACCGUGCUGGGCGUACCAGCUUCCUGGAAUUAUUUGCCGGAGGGAGCUCCGCUACCACAGGCCCGGCAGGAUCGAGUGCGAUUCCUGCCGCUUCGGGGCGCCCUUCAAGAAGCCGGGGGCAAUCGCCGGCACCCUCCCCAACCUAGAGCUGCUGGGCCGCCGCUGCCAGUGCUGCCAGCCGCAUCGCGAGGUUCUUCAGGGCAAAGUCCGACAUCCGACGAGAGGUUGGGUUUGGCGGACUGCCUUGGCUGGCGCGUACCUCCCAGAGUGGUGCCGAGAGCUCGUGCGCAUCGCCCCCCUCUCCGCCCCGAGGUCCGCCUAUGGCCGAGCCGCGCCCAGAGACCUCGCGACUUGGGAUGGGGUCCUGGCAGCCGCGUCGGGCGAGGCGCGGGGCCGCCGGGCGCUGGCGGCGGAGCGCCGCAGGCGAGCGGCAGCGGCCGUGGACCGCGCCGAGCAGCAGCGGCAAGCCCGUCGAGUGCCGCCGGGAGAUUUCCUACGUGCGGCCUCGUUGCGGCCAGCGACCCUGACAAAGUAUCAGCAGGCGGUCGCCGACUUCGAGGCCUGGGCACGGCGCAGGCGUCUUCUCUUUGACGACCCCAAGUGCGCCGACACGACAAUAAACCUGUACAUCGAGCACCUCUUCUUCUCUGGUUCACCUCAGUACAUGGCUCGCAAUGCUCUCUACGGCCUUGCUCGACUACGUGGAUGGGCAGUGGCCAAGCCUCAGUUCGUGCGAUCCAAGGACGCCCUGGCGGGCUGGUGCGCCAAGCUGCCUCGGCAUCCUAGGAUGCCCGCCCCCUUCGACGCCGUGGUCGCCUGCGUGGCAGCCCUCUCGGGGCGCUCGCCACUGGGGGCCCUCGCUGCCGUGGCCAUGAUCGUCCAGUUUGAUCUGUACUUGCGGCCCAGUGAGGUGCUCUCCAUCACCGCGGGCGACGUCCACGGGAGCGCAGGGGGCCAG